Messenger RNA from Mya arenaria, 6652 nucleotides. RefSeq lists its product as uncharacterized. The record is from RefSeq and is a predicted model, not a curated record. The transcript is spliced from 5 exons. The coding region runs from base 115 to 3528 and encodes 1137 amino acids. Lineage: Eukaryota; Metazoa; Mollusca; Bivalvia; Myida; Myidae.
CCGGUCUAGCCGGAGAUGGCUGAGUAGUUACGUGAAGUGUCUAAAAUAUAUUAGUUGGCGGCAAGUGAACAAACCAAGUGGUUGAUUUGGAUAACUUCUGUGAAAUACAAUGCUAUGAAAAGUAUGAUCGAGUCAACCAAAGAAGGCCUAUCCGAAGUGACAGUCACUGUUCAGACUGGGAAACUGGAACUCGAAGAAACUACUGCGGAUGGAAGAAACGAACUAGCAGAAGCGACAAUUGACGGGAAAAGGGAGCUCGAAGACUCACUUGAGAAAGCAAAGAAGGAACUCAGCGAAAUUAUUGAUCAUACAAAACAAGUGAGCAUGAUUGAAGGAGAGGAACGAAAGGAGUCCAAAUUUACAAAAGCAAAGUCAGAUUUACAGAAACAGUUGCUCAACCAUUAUCAAGCAACUUCUGACAGAAUGAGCGUCCGAUUGGACAUCGAUGCAGCUAUAGAAGAUAUUUAUGAAAAGCCAAAACUUUUAUUGAACAGAGAGAACAACAAAAAGGACAAACAUUGUAAAAUGAAAUAUAAAGAGGUACCAGAAAUAAGUGAGAUGUUUCAGAGCGGAAAUGGCAAGAUGGCUAAGACAAUAUGCGUGGUGGGCGAAGCGGGCUCAGGAAAGACUGCGCUUUGUAAAAAGAUCGUCCAUGACUGGUGCAAACUGAAACAGGACGGAAAUGAGGAGGCAAACAAAAACCGAUUAAGCCAGUUUGAAUUUGUGUUUUACAUAAGGCUUCGAGAAGUUGAAGAUCGAUGCAAAAUCAAAGAUUUGAUUUUACAGUGUCUGAUUGAACAGAUUGAAUCGGGUGAUAAAGAGUUGAAAGAACUGAAAGAACUGUUAGCAGAUAUUUUGAAAUCAGAAUGUUGUCUUCUCUUGCUUGAUGGUUUAGACGAGUGGAAACAUUGCAGCAAAUGUAAGCGAAAUGAACGAAUUCCUCAUGUUGAAACAAAUUGGACAAAUUGUACAACAUUGAUAACAACACGACCAUACAAACUAGCGGAGUUGAAAUUAAGCCGCGCACAGCUUGGCAACCAAGUGCAAUUGCAAGGCGUCCAGUCACCCACGAAACUUGUUCAGAGAAUACUGAAUGAAUUGGAGAAAGAUCGUCAAGUAAAGAGGGAUUCAAAUGCCUGUAUUUUUGACCUAAGAGGUAAAUGUCUAUGGCACUUAAGUUGUGUUCCAAUCAUGUUUGUUCACAUUGUAUGGCUCUGGUAUAGAGACCAGCUAAAUGCAGGCAUGUCUUUGUCGGACGUAUACGAGAAAAUAAUCAAAGAAAGGUGGUGUGAAAUGAACGACAAGAAAAAAAUAAUGGACAACGAACUUCCAAAGGAAUUUCUUGAUUCGUUGAGUAAGUUAGCUUUCAAUAAGCUGUUUUCAACAUCUGAAGAUGAUUCCAUUGUUUUUGGCAUAACGGCUGGCGAAUUAGAAAAAAAGUGCAAACAGGAGGCGCUCGAAUCUGGCAUCAUGUCCUGCAGUAAUAAAAUUGGAGAAAGAUCAGCGUCUUAUCAAUUUGUGCACAAAACUCUUCAAGAGUACUUGUCAGCAUUUUAUUUAGCGAACUGCGAAUCAAAUUUGUCCAAACAUUGUCAUCAGAUUCAGGAGGUGUUUAGACAUCACCGGAGAGAAGGUGCGCUUAGCUUGCGUCCGAUGUUCCUGUUUCUAUGCGGCAUAAAUAUAAAAGCCGCUGAAGUGUUUUCUGAGUCAUUAAAUGAGCUUUUUACUGAAUACUUUGAAAGAGACGGAUGUUCAGCUGAGAAAACAAGAGCUUUCCAGAGCAUGAUACUGGAAGGCUAUGAGGAGGCUGAGAGAAGCAGAUACACAAAAGUGGAGUUAUGCCUGAAGCAUGCCUUCCUUGGUCAAACAGAAAAACACAAGUCAGUUUUGAAACUCUGCUUGGAUAAAAGCAAAUCCAAUCUUGUGUCUUUACAUAUACAGAAGAAAAGCGACAUCGCUUCUUUGUUGCAGUACAAGAAAGAUCCAACUGUUUUAGAUUUAGAGACUUGCAAGAAACUAAAAUUUGUUUGCUUAAUUAAUGUUCCAUAUGAAGAUAUCAACCAACUGAAUUUUAAUGGAUUAGUAGGAUGCAGAAUAGAAUUCAGUGACUACAAACCAGCAAAUAAACUGGUAUCUUCACUUUUGUCCUCAGAUUUGACAUGUUUGAAAACACUCACUUUGAACAACUUAGGUUGGGAAUGUAAAACUGAGGAAAUCUUCUCCAAACUUCGACAUAUUGAACAACUAGACGUCACAUGGAGCAAAUGUCCACCGAACGAUUCACAAUUCGACCUUGAGCGCCUUCGCCAUCUUCAACAUCUCAACCAACUCACUUUAAAGCGGAUUGCUUUCUCUGACGUUGUGAAUCUGCAUAUGCUCAAUCUCCGCACUCUAAAGGUCAGCUUUAGAACACAAAUGAGAGCAUCAAAGUUGAUGACGUCAUUACUGGCACAAAGCGACGAUUCACUCAAUUCAAAUCAAAAUGGGCAAGUCCUCACGGACGUGGUAUUGGAAAAUACGCUCAUGUCAGCAGAAGUAUUCAGACGUUUCGUUCGUAUGAUGAUAGAGUCGCGACAUUCUUUGAAAAGUUCGUUAUUGAAUUGUACAAUAGAGCCCGAGGAGGACGUGGGACAACUGUAUAUGGAGUUGGUAACUCCAAAAUCCGUCUCAACUGACUGCACAACGCAACUUCUUUUCAAGAAGGUGUCCAUGUCAGCAGGAGCGCUCAGAGGUCUCAUUAGUAUGGUGAUACAGUCGCAAAAUGGUCUGGACUGUGAGUUAUUAGACUGUACAAUAAUUCCUGAGGAGGACUCGAGACAGGGACAUGUGGAGAUGGAAAACCAGCCUGUUUCCCAGACGAUGGCUUCACAAGUAGCAUCAACUGACUAUACAAUACACAUUCGUUUACGAGAUAUGACAUUAUCAGCAGGAACGUUUAGAAGUAUCGUCAGUGUGGUGAUACAGUCGCAACAUUCGCUGGACUGUAAGUUAUUGGACUGUACAAUAGAGACCGUGGAUGACAUGACGCAGCUGGAGAUAGAGAUGGAGACCACUCCUCAUAUGAUAGCGCCAAAGCCCGCCUCUACUGACUAUACAACACACAUUCUACUACAUGAUAUGACCAUAUCAGCAGGAGCGUUCAGACUUCUAGUUAGUAUGGUGUUACAGUCGCAACAUUCUUUGGACUGUAUGUUAUGGGACUGUAAAGUAGAGACUGAGAAGGAAGAGAUGGAGAACCAACCCUACCUCAAAAUGGUAGCUCCACUGCCUGUACCAACUGACUAUGCAACACACAUCCAUUUAAAGGAGGUGACCAUGUCACCAGAAGCGUUUAGCUGCCUCGUUAGUAGGGUGAUACUGUCGCAACGUUCUGUGGAUUGUGUGGUAUACGACUGUACAAUAGAGCCUGAGGAGGACUUGAGAGAACUAGAGGAAGAUAUGAAGAACCAGCCUGCUCUCAAAAUGGUGAAGUUUUAUCCGGUUGAACCUUCCAAUAAGUGGUUCAUUGAGUUCAACGUAAACGUAUAAAGGUUCCGACACUCGGAAAAUGCGAAGGUGACGUCUUUUCAGCAAAAAAACAAGCAUGGAAUUAAACUGAAAUAAAUGUCUAAGGAAUUUUGAUUGAAGAUAUGUUCCUCGUGGAAAACCCAAAGCCUUAGGUCAGACUAAAUGACUGACUUACGAGUUGUGUGUUUUUUAACUGUCAUAAACAAGUUUAUUGUCUAAAGAAGACACCUGCUAUCGAAUAGAAGGUAUAAAAAGAGGAUUCAUGUGUCUGUUUUAUGACUAUUUUUUAUGAUGUUUAUAGUUUAGUUCAUAUUUAGAGAUGCACUCUUACUCCCAAAUAAGAUUUACCACAAUUAAUGUCGAUAAAAAUGGUUCUAAUGAAGGAUACCGAGUUUAAUGUGAAGGAAAUGAGCAUUAAACACGGUAUUUCUACCUUAUGAGUCUAUAGUAGAUCACAGUGAAUCUUUUAGAUUUCACCAAUAAUUAAAUAUUUUUGCGCUUUCUGGUAUUAAAUAUACGGUUUCAAGCCUGUUAUCAGUAAUUUAUAGUUUCCAUAAACGCAUUUUUUAGUAAGUAGUUUAUCAGUCAAAAUUUAUGAUUGUUAUACAUGUGUAUGUAUUGUCUUUAAAUAAGAGUGUCCCUUUAAUGGUGGCUUAUUGCAUUUUUAUGGUGAAUUAUAUCGUGAUAAACGCAUUGUUUGAUUUAGUGAAUUUAUCAAAACAUGUAUUCACUGCUUUUCUCAUUUUAGCACGUUUCAAAAUUAUGUAAAAGUGUGUAUAUGCGAAAAUUGCUGGAAAGAAAGAAAAAAAACAUCAUUACGUUAUCUUAAACUAAGUAUCAAUUCAUAAUUAUUUUUGACAAAUUAUAAGCAUUUUUGUAUGUUUUUCGAUGGUUAUGGGAAAAUAACGCUGUGUUAUAAGUCCGAUUCACUGUCACAAAAAAAAACAACAAUGUUAACGCACAGAGUCCAGGGAGGGAAAAGUAACAUCUUUUACGGUAUGACAUCAUUUUGAUAACAUUUGGAGAUAUUUCCAAUUAGAUAUCAAAAUAAUAUUGUUUCUGAUGAAUAACCAGCAUGCAAAAAAGAAAAAAAACAACAUUUGGUUGUUUUAGGGUAAGACUGUUAUUUCUUUCACUUUACUAUUACCGAAGUAAUAUUUAGUUUUUGCUUCUCACUUGGUGAAAUGCAAUGCUAUCCUGUACUGAAACAAACAACUUCUCUUUAUAUGUAUUGUAAGUCAUCUGAUUUGUAAUUUGGAUUUUUGUUUUAUAUAAAGUUUGAUCUGCUUGUGUAUGCCUUACAAGUUAUAGUGAUUUCAGAAUUCAAUACAACUGUAAAUAGAGUUUCAUUUGUGUACACAUGCAUGUUUUGAACGGUUGAACGGAUAAUUCUUGUGAAAUGUGACCGAAAUGCUGUUUACAAAAAUUAAUUUUUUAGAUGAAAUCAAAUACAAGCACUUCUGUGUAUAUUUAUUUUUAUAUUUGAAAUAAAAUGCUCUGUUUUCUGAAAUAUUAAUCGAGUAUCUUUGAGUAAAGGUUUUGUGUUGUUGAAAAAAGUAAAAAAAGACCUCAUUGUCAAGCUCAUUUCUUUUGCCAACAUACCAUCUGUGAGUGAGUCACUUUAGAGUUCAUUAAAACUGUUGUUUAGUAAGAUGUAUUUGUGUCAAUCUAUGUUGUACAUUAUACUGGUUGCCGAACUCAUUAUAUUACUGUAAAUAGAGUUUCAUUUGUUUAAUUUUGUUAUGUGCGUGAUAGAGAUUUGUCUGGUAGUUCUGCAGUUUGUUCUGUUUUAAAUGUUUGUAGUAUACAUUUAUUCUGAACUUCAUUGUUUUUGUUGAUAAACUGACAGUUGCUUUUAUUUUUUUGGUAAAUUAUGCCGAUUGCCACUGGAAAUUUAGUUUAUUUGUUGUUCAGAUUAGAAGCGUUUUAAGAAGGAAAUGUGUUAGCUUAUCUUUAAAUCCCAUAUAAUCCGCAUUGUUAUUCAACGAGCUCUGGAAAUAUGUCAGUAAGAGAAAACUUAGCGAUUUCUGAAAUAUACGUUUUGGACGAAUUUAAUACAAUUGAUGUUAAAUGACGACGAGUGUCCGAAUCUGUUCAUCACAUGUUUUUACCUAAAAAGAAUUUCACCUGCGCCGAUGAUAAGUCCAAUUCAACAAAACAUUUCAUUGUAGUAUAUCGUUUUAAUUCCGUUCAUAAGUAGAGUGAAUAAUUUUAUGGUUAAAAUUGUUUUAUUUAUCUGGAGACAGUUUUCAUUUUUCUGUUAUUGUGAUUUUGUCCAUGUAAUCUGGGCACAACGUUUAUGAGGCUUUUCAUUUUCAUUGCGUUUGUUCAAAAUACUGUGGACCAAAUGUGAUAUAAAAUAUACUUUUGAGUUUUCGUUAAUGUUAUUUAUACCGAACCAGAGAAACAUGAUAUCACGUCAUAUGGCAAUAUAAUUUUUGAAUGAAAUAAUUUUGUUAAAAAUCUGAUACUUCAUAUGUUCAAUAUGUUAAUGUAUCGUCGCGUAUUUAUAGACAAUAUUUCAUUUACCUGGUACGUAUGAUAGAAGCUAAAGAUGCACUCUUACUCCCAUAAAAAAUAUUUCAACAAUUAAAUCAAUUGUUUUAAUAUAUCAAAAGGGCUGAAUAAAUGUCAAAAUCAAUGGUUCUUAUGAAGGAAACCAAGUGUAAUUUGAAAGAAAACGCAAAAACACGUUAUUUCUACCUUUUGAAAAGAUAGUAGAUCACAGUAAAUCUUUUAGCAUUCACCAACCAUUUAAGCUAUUAAAUUCACGGAUACAAUCUUGUUAUUAGUAAUUGAUAUUUUUCAUAAAUGCAUGAUUUAGUAACUAGUUAAAGGUUUGUCACUAAAAAUUCAUGUUUUUUAUUCAUCAUGUGUUUGUAUUGAUUUUGAUUAUGAUUGGCACUUAACGUUAUUUGAUGAAGUAUUUUCAUUUUUGAAUGUUUACAAUCAACAUUGCUGUUUUUUUUAAAAAGAAAAUGGCCAUGUUAUCAGUUGCGAAGUAAAAACAAAUAAAUUAAAAAUAUUCUUCAAUAUAUAUUAUAUAAUAUUGCAAUGGAGAAUUGUUAAAUUACCUGGUAUUACCGUAAAUGUAUGUUGAACACAGCUGUUGCAAGAAUUUAAUAAAAGUAUGUAUGCUAAUCGC